This is a messenger RNA of Belonocnema kinseyi, 2714 nucleotides long. It is a transcript of the gene Drgx, whose product is annotated as homeobox protein orthopedia. Bases 1010 to 2143 code for a protein of 377 amino acids. The transcript is spliced from 5 exons. Gene Ontology annotation, molecular function: RNA polymerase II transcription regulatory region sequence-specific DNA binding; DNA-binding transcription factor activity, RNA polymerase II-specific. The record is from RefSeq and is a predicted model, not a curated record. NCBI's taxonomy places the organism in Eukaryota, Metazoa, Arthropoda, Insecta, Hymenoptera, Cynipidae. Gene Ontology annotation, biological process: regulation of transcription by RNA polymerase II.
CGAUUCACUGUCCUCGGUACGCCGGACACCGUUAUCGGUGACUUACCGGCAUUUCAAACCCGCUCGUGUGAACCCUCAACCCUUUCAUCAAAAACCCGAAAAAAAUUAUUGAUUUGCAAAGUUUGAAAUUUUCAAAAACCUUAAGGUGUUCAUGACAGUGAUUUAUUAAUUCGGACCUAAAAUUGACGUCCUGAUUUAAAAAUCAACAUUAAGUGAUUACAAACUCACCCUCGUGCAAUAAAAAGAAUAUAAUUCCCAUCAAAAAUCGUGCAUCUGCUAAUUGUGUGGGAAAAAGAAAUAACUAACGAAUUUUUAUGAAAAAGCGGUUCCUUUUACGUGACUACUUCCUUCGAUCUAAGGGAAUUUUUUAAGUGACUGUGAUAUAAAGGUUGUUACUUGUUUUCUUUGAAGUGAUAAAAAAUUAAUCCUUCUGCGAAGUUUCGUGAUACGGCCAGGUUUAAUAAUUCCAAGGUAAAGUUCCAAAGCUGAAUUAGAAGCUCAUAAAGUAUUUCGAAGUCGUUUAAUAAAUAUUUUAUGAAUGAUAAUACUGGUAAUUGAUAAGAAGAAGAGGGUUAAGUUAAUCAGUUGAGAGGUGAACGAACAGGUUACAAGAUCAGUGUUUGCAACUUUUUGAACUUGUUUGUGACUGCCAUCGAAAAUUUAAAGAGGUCCGCUGAAGGCGGAGGAAAUCGGUAAAGUGUUGUUCAGCCACGAGUCCAGGAUUCUUACCCCCGGAGGCGGCAGCGUCUCGCCCGGGGGCGCAGGGCCUCCAGCGAGCCCUUCUUCGGGACACUAUCGUCCAUCAACUCAUAGUCCACCACUGGUCAAGAUUGGAUCUGUUCACGCACAUCAGCCCCACAACCAUCAUCAUCACCAGCUGCAGCCGCAACAGCAACGGACAACUCAGCCACAGUCACAGGUGUCGGGGGCCGGAGGAGCAGCAGCGGCAGCCGGAGGCGGCAGUGGAGGGCCGGGGGCUGGUGUGGGGGUGGCGGCCAGGGCCGGCGGCAUGUUCUGCUAUCACUGCCCCCCAGGCAUCCCGGCCCCCAGACUUCCACCCUCUCUCGAUUACCCCUUCGCCCCAACACACCCCUAUACGAGCUAUUCAGCUUACCAUCCAGCCCUUCAUGGGGUGGGCGAAGAUUCCUUCGUGAGAAGAAAACAAAGAAGAAACAGAACAACGUUCACCCUUCAGCAACUGGAGGAACUCGAAUCUGCCUUUGCUCAGACACAUUACCCAGAUGUCUUCACUAGAGAAGACCUCGCCAUGAAGAUAAACUUGACAGAAGCAAGAGUUCAGGUCUGGUUUCAAAACCGAAGAGCCAAAUGGCGAAAAAGCGAGCGCUUAAAAGAGGAGCAGAGAAAAAGAGAUAAUAGCGGAUUAGAUGGGGGCAUUCCGCCAUCUUCGUCUAGUGGUCCAAGUCCAACAAGCCACGAUGCAGAUGUUGGAAGUGCAGAAGGUGAAGAUGUGGGCCCGGAAGGUGGAAUGGGUUCGAGGAGCCCAAGCACAACGUCGGCGUCCGUGAGUCCGAGGCCCAACCAGUCGCAGAGUCAGCCGUCCCUGGGAUCAGGCGUCGCGACGCCACCACCAAACUCCACCCGAGCGCCGCCACCGCCGAGCACAGUGGGUGGCCUUGGACCCCCCGCGGAGAGCACACCAGGAUCAGGAGCAGGCUUCAGGCCGGUGGAGACUCCAACGUCCCUCUUCUUCUCACCACACCUAGCAGCACAAUUUUCACCACCUCUCUUUAGCAACAAACUCAUGAGCAGUACCCCCUCAUCCUUAUCAUCUGCAGCGCCUUCACUAUGGACCACAAGUGAUCACCGACCCAGCAGCAUUCAGGAAAUGUUAUCCUGGUCUCCAGCUGGAUGGCCUGGAUCGCUUUGUGGAUGCUGCAAACCGGGAACAGGAGACCUUCAUCGAAGUACUAGUUUGGCUGAGCUCAGGAGAAAGGCUCAGGAGCAUUCCACUGCAUCAGCUUUAUUGGGAGGACUAGCUGCUUUUCCGGGUGGACUACCAUUGCCUUUGCAUCUGCCUCUUUUACCCCCACUACUGGGCCUCUCCAGGCGACCUGAUCACCAUCAACAUCAUCUGCCUAGUGUGGUUCAUCAGCUGCAACCAGCCGCCAAAGAAGAUCCCUAAAAUUGACCAAAUACUAUACUGAUCUUAAGAAAAAUCUUCUACAAAAGAUAAACAAUUUUUCGUUCGGAAGUAUCAAAGCUUACAUCGCGAUUUUCAAAAGACAGGUCUUAUCCUUCCACCGCGACUUCGAUCACGUUGAGCGUAGUUUACAAAGGCACAAGUUUCGUAGCGACUAAACACUGUCUAAUCCCGGAGGACCAGCUUGUGCCUGCUUGUACCGUGACAAUAGCGACUUCAUCCUCGAAAGGAUGUUCUCAUAAAUUGACGUUAGGUCUUAUUUCGGGGAGUGUGAUUACCGGGUGGCGUCUAAUAAAAUUCUUAGGAAUCCGAGGAUGGGAUUAAUUGACAAAAGAUCAAUAAAGGACCUGGAGAUGUCCGUUUCGCUGUUCCUGAUCGAAACCAAAGUUGUAAAAGCCAAUUGUAGCAACUGUAGAAACCUGUAUAUUGAUUUCUGAUUACUGUCACCGUUGAUAAUUCGAAUAACUUAAUGAAAGGUAUAUUACGUAUAGUGAGUAUGUAGAGUAUAAUGUGGUAGUUAUAUCGAAUAAACUUGUUCUUGUGAUGAUAUAAA